Sardina pilchardus (European sardine) is the source of this 2092-nucleotide messenger RNA. Its product is annotated as tumor necrosis factor ligand superfamily member 6-like. The record is from RefSeq and is a predicted model, not a curated record. Lineage: Eukaryota; Metazoa; Chordata; Actinopteri; Clupeiformes; Clupeidae. Gene Ontology annotation, cellular component: membrane. Gene Ontology annotation, biological process: immune response. Gene Ontology annotation, molecular function: tumor necrosis factor receptor binding. The coding region runs from base 486 to 1181 and encodes 231 amino acids. The transcript is spliced from 4 exons.
GUAGCAUGAUGCUGUUUUUGAGACCCUAGAUCUUGACAGAGCGGCGAGGGUGCACAUGGGCCACGCGCACUUUACAGGAAGUGUCAGGCCGCUUAGGCGUACUGCGUGGGAGGUGGAGGCAGCAGUCAGAGGAGUUAUAACGCCCCAUGCAUGGACAAUUGUACUCUCUUUCUUCAUCUCUCUCUCUCUUUCAUCCUCCUCUCUCAGUGACUAACAGCCUGGGCGGCUGUGCUUGUUUCCUCUUGAUGGACCAAAAUCAGGAUUUAACCCUCUGUGUCAUUUCUCUGGAUUCCAUGACCUUUGUCUUUAGAGGUCAAGAGGUCUGACAUAUGGUAGACUAUUUCUGGAGGAAUACUAUCUCAUUUAGAUUUUUUUUUUUCUUUUAAGGACGAUCCUUAUCGCCCUUUCAGGGAUUAAGAGUUAUCGUGAGACAAGAGGGGGUCAUUUUGACGCGUUUUCAGGCAGGAGGAGCACUUACUGUGGACAUGGCAGCCUCUGGCAACUUGUACCCCAAUACCUUCAUAGUGGACACUCAUACAGCUUAUCCUCCUCCGCUGCCGCCCAAGCCGGUCCCCUUCCGCAAGAGAAGGAGCGUGGCUCAGUCGGUGCUGUUUGCCCUGGUCAUUCUGGCCCUGUGUGGCAUGGCGGUGGAAGCCUGCUUCAUUUACAGUCUGUACAACAGCAAGUCCUCCGCGAGUGACUCAGAACCACAGAUGUCAAAACAAGUUGCAGAUACACCACCAACAAGAGCCAACCCUGUGAUUUUACCCUCCAAACCUCUCGCCCAUAUGACCAGUAAUCAGAAACCUAAUGCUGAUGGACUCAUGCUUUGGCAUGGCGACGGUGAAGCCAUCAUACAUGGAAUGGAAUACAAAGAUGGCAGCCUUAUUAUCCAGACAGAGGGAUAUUACUUUGUCUACUCCAAGGUCUACUUUACAGAGAAGCCCGACAUUUCAAUUUUGCAUUGCAUUGUUAGGACCACCGACCGUUACCCUAAUGAGAUGGUACUUCUUCAGUCAAGGGAAUACAUUCCCAAGUCGGCCAAAAACUUUAAAACAAAUAGUUAUCUGGGAGGUAUGUUCCACCUCUUUGAAGGUGAUGCUAUACUUGUAAAGGUAAAUAAUACCCAAAUCAUACUGUCCACCUCAGCAGAUAACUAUUUUGGAGCCUAUAUGGUGUAGUAAAAGUGGCAUAAACUGUGCAUGCACUCCAAUGGUUUUAUUUCACAUAAACACCAUAGCCCAUCUUAUCAUCUUGUUAUUCCAACUGUCUAUAAAAAUGUCUCAUGUUUAAUGCAGAACAUACAUUUGUAUCUAUUUAUAGACUUUUUCUUUCUCCUAUGCUAAUAGGCAUCAAUGUAGUAAAUUGCCUCUAAUGUUUGCAAAGGCUCUAUGGUGUUUUAAGCCCCCAAUGUCGUCUUCCAGGCAGUGCUGCCACGUCUUCAAGGCACCCAAUCCUAACCCUAACCCUAACCUUAACCCAUGCCUAACCUUAGCACCUUCCGGGCAGCACUGCCUUGAAGACAAUGUUGGAUACUAAUACUCCAGGUUUUCUUGCUUUAAAUGAGGAGGAAGGGGAGUGUGGUUUGUGUGUCAGUCAGGCCAAAGAAUGCUUUAAAAAAUCACACUUUUGGAAUAUUUUUUUUUUGUGUGUCGAUUUUGUCAUGAUUUUUUUCUCUUUUUUUUCAAGUUUUUCACUGACAGUCUUUUGUCCUGUGCCUGGGACGUGCACAAUGACCUCUCUGAACUAGUCAAAGGCCAGAGGCACUGGAGAGUCUGGAGUGAGGAAAUGUGAAGGAAGCACUGAGAAUAGAGUUGAUCUAUUUGGCAUUUCAUUUUCAAACCACCAAGAUUUUUUCAUGUGACAUACAGUAUUUUUAGCUGCAGCAACUUUUGAUAUCUCAAAUUAUUAGUGUUUUUUUAUGUUUUGCAAAUAAUCUUGGUUUGGAAAUAAAACUACUCAAGUUGAAUGUAUAUUUUAUAACUGUGAAUAGAUUAGUAAUGUAUUGUUGCACUUGCAUUGUUGCAAUAAUAAAGUACUUAUAAUGACACAUUUCUGGUGUGAAAGUAUUCACACAGAGAUUACUGUGAUU